Diaporthe citri is the source of this 1668-nucleotide messenger RNA. RefSeq lists its product as uncharacterized. Bases 1 to 1668 code for a protein of 555 amino acids. The record is from RefSeq and is a predicted model, not a curated record. The transcript has 4 exons. NCBI's taxonomy places the organism in Eukaryota, Fungi, Ascomycota, Sordariomycetes, Diaporthales, Diaporthaceae.
AUGCAAUACAAUUCACUAUUCUGGCUUUUGUUGGGACUGACUGGUUGCUCAGCAACUCAAGUUGUUGCAACAGAUGAAGUUCCUAUUCUGGGUCCAUCCUUUAUCGCCAAUUUUGACAGUUCCAGGGCUCAGGCGAUCAAUGAGGCCAAAUCCGAGUUUCCGGGUAUCAUUGAAGACCUGUUCUCAUCCGGCGACCUGAACCGAACAGACCUAAUCUUCGCAAUUGAUGUCUUCUCCGCCUCGACCAAUGACUCCAUCUACAGCUACUACCAUGUUGGCGAGGGCCAGGAAUAUGCCCUUGGCGCAGGAAGGCUUGAUGAUCACACUGUAUCGCGAAUCGGUAGUGUAUCAAAACUCUUCACCGCCUACGCCAUCAUCGCCCAGGCAGGCAUAAAAAUUUUCAGUCACCCUGUGACGAAGUACUUGCCUGAACUCGCAAGCAACUUGACAAGCAAUCCACUGCAGAGGAUCGACUGGAAUGAUAUUACGGUCGGGGCACUUCUUUCCCAACAGGCCGGCUCCGGAGGAGCAGGAGGCUUCUUCGAAUACACCGACAAUGAUGUCGCUAGGCAGAAAACAGAAGAAUUUCUGAAGUAUAUGCGAGAUGAGCAGCACCCGGUGAUUUCACCCUUUCGGACAGCUGCAUAUUCGGAUGCCGGAUACGCCGUCCUGGGUGAGGUACUUGCUCGCCUUUCCGGAAGCAACUAUCUCGAUGCCUUGCACAAUUCCGUGUUGGACCCCUUGAGGCUAAAUGAAACUUCGACAACAGCACCGACCGGCCCGGGUGCCAACGUGAUCGACCGCUCAAGCCAAGAGAAUAGCUCGUGGGGUUACGAUAUUCCACUUUAUGAAGGUUCUGGCGGCGUUUACACGAGCCUAGCAGAUCUUCGAGCUACCGGACUCUCCAUACUCAAUUCCGAGAUCCUGCCUCCAACCACCACCCGAGAAUGGAUGAAGCCUCACAGCGGAACUGGCUCACUUGUAGGGCUCGUGGGUGCGCCAUGGGAGAUCACCCGCCUAAUGAUUCCGGUCAGCCCGACCUCGAACCGCACCCGUGUGUGCGAUCUCUAUCUCAAAGCAGGCGGUAAUGGUGACUACACGAGUGUAAUUGCUCUCUCCCCUGACCAUGGACUCGGAUAUUCAAUCUUAGUAGCCGGCUCUAAUGCCACUGACUCUCGUUGGCCAAUACGCGACGCACUUGGGGAGACAUUCGUGCGAGCCGCAGAGUAUGCCGCCGCAGAAAACGCUCGAGACAGCCUGUCGGGCACAUUCGUCAGUAACUCAUCAGAGGGGACCAACAUGACACUCACCGUGGACGACGACCAGCCCGGCCUCGGAUUAGAGUCAUUCUAUGUCAAUGGCGAGGACACCCUCGGGAGCGCCGCAGCGCGUCUCUACCCGACUGGUCUGUAUGCGGAUGGGACUUCCUUAGCCACCCAAUACAAGGCCGAAGGAACAAUUCUGGCAUCACAUCGUAUGAUUGCCAGUGGGCUUCCGCUUCCCCCCCGCGCUGCAGUGGAAGGAGGCCAGGGCGGCGGUUUGUUUGACCAUUCAUUUGUUUGGCUCGGCGUCGGGUUCUUUGGAUCUCUCGACGAGUUCAUCCUCGAACUCGUUGACGGACGCCUCGCGAGCAUUAGGGCUCCCUAUUAUGAUCUCGUGUUCAAUUGA